GUCAACCACUGAUGGUUUUGUGUCGAUGUAGAGCAAGUGAUCAGCUAACAGUUCACCAGAAAUGCCCAAGCUGGCUUAAUGAAAACCAGGAAGUAACUAUGCAUAUGGUCAGUUGACAAUUAACUAAUUUUUCUGUAUCAUUCGUAGAUUGCAUACCUAAAAAUAUUCUAUUUUUCUUUUCUUUUCUUUUUUUCUUUUUUCCUUUUUUCAUUUGUUGCAUGUGCCCACUGAGUAUUGUUUUCAUAAAAUCACCAUGUGACAUUGGUGGUUGGGCCCGUCAUAGCAGCUUGCAGCUAUAUUGUAAUUCAUUGAAAUUAUAAAUGGUAAAAUAUUAAAUUAAUUCAUUUCAAUUUAAUCAACUAAUUCAAUAAAAGUGGAUAAAAAAAUACAACUUUACGAAGUAUAUCAUGAAAUAAAGUCGGGCAUUUUGGCAGUCUUCCAAAGUUUGAUAAGUCAUCUUUGGGGGUGUGAGGAUGGUCUUGGGUGUUUCUUCCUGAAGGCAGUAUAAAACAGCCAGUCCUCUUGCCGGCAGUUUACAGAAGUUUGCUGCAAAGUCAUCCUUCCACGAUGAGUCUCACUGCCAAAGACAAAGCUACCGUCAAAGCCUUUUGGGCCAAGAUCGCAGGAAAAGCUGACGACAUUGGUCAUGAUGCUCUUUCUAGGAUGUUGGCGGUCUACCCACAGACCAAAACCUAUUUCUCUCACUGGAAAGACCUGAGCCCCGGCUCUGCCCCAGUGAGGAAGCACGGGAAGACUGUGAUGGCUGGCGUUGGUGAGGCUGUCAGCAAAAUCGACGACCUUACUAAUGGACUUCUGAACCUCAGUGAGCUUCAUGCUUUCCAGCUGAGAGUUGACCCCGCCAAUUUCAAGAUUCUGUCCCACAACAUACUCGUGGUUCUGGCCACUCUGUUCCCCACCGAUUUCACUCCUGAGGCCCAUGUUGCUAUGGACAAGUUCCUCUCUGCUUUGUCUCUGGCUCUGUCCGAGAAGUACAGAUGAGCGCGCAUUGUUGUUGUUCGAGACCAGACGAAUGCCUGUAUAAACAUUCUGUCUUAUUAUGAUGCAAUAAAUGAGUAUGAAAAACUUUAA
Ctenopharyngodon idella (grass carp) is the source of this 1089-nucleotide messenger RNA. Its product is annotated as hemoglobin embryonic subunit alpha-like. Lineage: Eukaryota; Metazoa; Chordata; Actinopteri; Cypriniformes; Xenocyprididae. The transcript is spliced from 3 exons. Gene Ontology annotation, biological process: hydrogen peroxide catabolic process; oxygen transport. Gene Ontology annotation, cellular component: haptoglobin-hemoglobin complex; hemoglobin complex; blood microparticle. The record is from RefSeq and is a predicted model, not a curated record. Bases 568 to 999 code for a protein of 143 amino acids. Gene Ontology annotation, molecular function: oxygen binding; heme binding; iron ion binding.